AUGCCUAUCAACAGUAAAAACAGUAAAGCAAAAUUUACUAGAGGAGAAAAAUGUUUGUUUAUUCAUUUAAUUGUAACAUUCAGUUUGAUAAUGUUGAUGAUAAUUAUUUAUUUUGUACAUCUCUGUCUUGUAAACCAUACAAAAACAGAUGUGUUGAAGAUAUACAGGCGGUCAUACGACAGAAGCCUGUCCGGUCUAUCACUCUCAGAUUACCAAUCUGUCGGCGUGAUGUUCCUGAAUAUAACGCCGCCUGUGAUAGUUUGUAACACGCUCUUGUUGGGGAAACGCUGGUCGCUCGCUCCUGCACAAUGCACAUCGAUGCGAGAGGAUCCUGAUAUGUCAGACCACCUAUUGCAGUGGAAACUCAAAUACAAACUCGAUGGAAAACAAACAAAUACAAACGUCAAGAGGACUUUAACGCAUUCCCACUUUAGUCGUGAUGAUUACCAGAAUAAUAUAGGACUGUUUGAGCAUGCGGAUCCGAUCGAGAGAAAUGAGUAUUAUGUUGUACCGAAAAGCUUCUUCGUCAACGAUGAAACUUUACAGAAGUACGUUCAACAGAUGAGUGUAAUUGACUGGGAUAUACAUAUUUCAGAGAAAGGUGACACUUCAGAUUCUAUUACAAAUCAAGUGAGACCGGUUCUUUCGGAUAAAUGUGAAAUAUAUGCGAAUACAAUUGUCGAAAAAAUAAGAAAUUACGAGUUUUGUGUCACUUUUAAGGAAACUGGAUUUAUGGCCGAUCACGGCGCGAUGUUUGUCAUGAACGCGAAGAUUAUUGGAUUUUUCUCGUGGGGCGAUACCAGAGCAAAAGGCAUGCCUUUGAUAAUUUUAAACUUUUUGCGUUUUAGAGAAUGGUUUGAAAGUAUAAUUUAUUAG
Molecule: messenger RNA, 876 nt
Organism: Spodoptera litura
Lineage: Eukaryota; Metazoa; Arthropoda; Insecta; Lepidoptera; Noctuidae
Biological process (GO): proteolysis
Molecular function (GO): serine-type endopeptidase activity
Source: RefSeq, a predicted model, not a curated record